This is a messenger RNA of Colletotrichum higginsianum IMI 349063, 1029 nucleotides long. Its product is annotated as CRAL/TRIO domain-containing protein. NCBI's taxonomy places the organism in Eukaryota, Fungi, Ascomycota, Sordariomycetes, Glomerellales, Glomerellaceae. The coding region runs from base 1 to 1029 and encodes 342 amino acids. The record is from RefSeq and is a predicted model, not a curated record. The transcript has 4 exons.
AUGUCCCAGCAGGAACUCGACCCGAAGUACGACCAGUUCGACUUCCCGACCGUCGCCGCGACGGCCGCAAAUGGCCACCCUGGCCACCUGACGCCCGAGCAGAAGGCCCAGGUCGCCCAGUUGCGCCUGAUGCUGGAGUCUGAUGGCUACAGCAAGCGUCUUGAUACCCUGACUCUGCUGCGUUUCCUUCGCGCCCGCAAGUUCGAUGUCAACCUGGCCAAACAGAUGUUUGUCGACUUUGAGGAAUGGCGGAAAACUACCAAGCUUGACGACACCGUGCCGACCUGGGAGUACCCCGAGAAGGAGGAGGUCUUCAAGUUCUACCCCCAGUACUACCACAAGACCGAUAAGGAUGGCCGUCCCGUCUACAUCGAGCAGCUUGGCGGCAUCGACCUGACCGCCAUGUACAAGAUUACUACCGCCGAGCGCAUGCUGACCAACCUGGCUGUCGAGUACGAGAAGUGCGCGGAUCCCCGUUUCCCCGCCUGUUCCCGCAAGUACAACCACCUCGUCGAGACGUGCUGCACCAUCAUGGACCUCAAGGGCGUCACCAUCACUCGCGUGCCCCAGGUCUACAGCUACGUCAAGCAGGCCUCCGUCAUCUCCCAGAACUACUACCCUGAGCGCCUCGGCAAGCUCUACAUGAUCAACGCCCCCUGGGGUUUCUCCACCGUCUGGAGCGUUGUCAAGGGCUGGCUCGACCCCGUUACUGUUCAGAAGAUUAACAUUCUCGGCUCGGGCUACCAGAAGGAGCUCCUCAACCAAAUCCCCGCUGAGAACCUGCCCAAGUCUUUGGGAGGCAAGUGUGAGUGCCAAGGCGGCUGCCAUCUCAGCGACGCCGGCCCGUGGCACGAGCAGGAAUGGACUAAGGAACCUUGGUGGGCGAAGCCCGAGGCCAAGGCCCCUGCCAGCAACGUCAUUGAGAACCAGGGCGGCGAGACCGUCACUGCUCCCGCUGGUGGUGCCGCUCCCGCUCCCGCUGCCGCCGCCGAUGCUGCCGCGGACGCCAAGGCUCCUGCUGCGGCAUGA